GUGCCAUCCACGCAUGCGCAGUUAGCGCAACCAAAGGCACACGAAAUGGCGUCUGCUGCAGAUUACAACAGUUUCGGACAGGCUGGAAGCCAACAGGGGUACAGCUCCUAUGCGGCCCAGCCUUCUCAACAGGGUUAUGCACAGGGCACUCAGCAGUCGUAUGGUCAACAGCAAGGUUACGGUUCAUACAGCCAACCGGCUGACUCGACCUACUCCCAGACCAGCAGCUCCUCGAGCAGUUAUGGCCAGCAGGCAUAUGGAUCAUCCUAUGGACAGCAACCACCAGCCAGUGGUGGUUAUAAUGCCACUCCGGCCGCUCCGCAGGGCUACAGUCAGCCUGUGCAGGGAUAUGGAGGCAGCAGCUACGAUUCCACCACAGCUGCUGCCUCAUCGACCAGCAAUAGCCAGACCUCUUAUGCUGGGCAGGCCAGUUACAGUGCCCAGUCUGCAUAUCCUGGAUAUGGACAACAGCCUGCUUCUGCUACGCCCCCCAGCAGCUACAGUUCUGGCAGCCAGCAGCCCUCUGGAUAUGAGCAGAGCUCGUAUUCCCAGCAGCCUCAGCAAACCUCUUAUUCUCAGCAGCAGCAGGGAGGAUACCAGGGCCAACAAGGAAGCUACGGACAGCAGAGCUCCUACAGCCAGCAGGGAGGAUAUCAACAAACUCCUUCCCAGCAGCAACAGGCUCCGCCUACCAGCUACACCCCACCUUCUGCGUCUUAUGGACAACCCCCUGCUAGCCAAUACGGACAGCAGGGCAGUACUGGAGGAGGCUAUGGCCAGUCAGACUAUAAACCACCCAACCAGUAUGGUAAUUACAGACAGGACCAUCAAAACGGCAUGGGCAGAGGUGGUUACUCGGGCCCUGAAUCUGGAGGAUAUGGGGGCCCUGGAGAGGGCCGAGGCAUGGGAGGGGGGGAGAACCGCGGGCGUGGCCGGGGUGGGUUUGACCGGGGGAUGAUGCGAGGAGGUGGUGGCCUGCGAGGGGGCAUGAGCCGUGGAGGCAUGGGCAUCGCUGGAGACAGAGGUGGCUUCAUUAAGCCUGGUGAUGGUGACAAGGGACGUCCAGAGGAGCAGGAUGACUCUGAAAACAGCACUAUCUACAUCACUGGGCUGACUGAGAACGCUACAUUGGAAGAAGUUGCUGACUUUUUCAAGCACAGUGGAAUCAUUAGGAUAAACAAACGGACGGGCCUGGCUGCUGUCAACAUAUAUACAGAUAAAGAGACUGGGAAACCUAAAGGUGAUGCCACCUUAUCCUACGAAGAGCCUCCAUCUGCAAAGGCAGCAGUCGAGUGGUUUGAUGGAAAAGAUUUCCAGGGGAAGAAGCUGAAGGUUUCCAUGGCCCGGCGCAAGCCCAUGAUGGGAAUGAUGCGUGGGGGCAUGCCAAUGAGAGGAGACCGAGGUGGCAUGAUGGGACGAGGAGGAAUGAUGGGUCGUGGUGGGAUGGGCAGAGGUGGUGAUCGAGGAGGAUUCAUGCCACGUGGGGGUCCCAGGGGAAUGGGCCGCGGAGGACCUACAGGAGGAAACAUGCAACAGAGGGCAGGAGAUUGGCAGUGUCCAAAUGCGGGAUGUGGAAACCAAAACUUCGCCUGGAGAAUGGAGUGUAACCAGUGCAAGGCACCCAAACCUGAAGGCUUUGGACCUCCUCCCUUCCCUCCUCCAGGUGGUGACCGUGGUCGUGGUGGACCAGGUGGGAUGCGUGGCGGCCGUGGAAUGGACCGUGGAGGGCCCGGUGGAUUCCGUGGAGGCAGAGGUGUGGAUCGUGGAGGAUUCAGAGGAGGGCGUGGCAUGGACAGAGGCGGUUUUGGAGGAAGGGGUCGUGGUGGGCCUCCUAUGGAUGACAUGGGAAGAAGGGGGCGAGGAAUGGGACCGCCUGGCAAAAUGGAUAUGAAGGGAGACCAUCGUCAGGAACGGCGAGAAAGACCAUAUUGAGGGAUGCCUCGCUUAUCAACAUCUCCCCACACCUGUUUGUUUUUCACUUGAUUUUAAAGUUGCAAUUCCAUAUUUAUAAAUGGUUAGUAUGGAACUCGUUACUGCUUUGCCGUUAGUCCUCAGUGAAUGUUUUAUUUUAUUUUUUACUUUUGUGUUUUGUGCUUGCUUUUCUGGUCCAGAAAUGUAAUCGAAACCAGAUGCACAUGUAAAUACAGGGUGUUCAGUGUGUCAUUUGGAUUAGUCAGAAAUAUAUUUGUGGAACAAUGUGAUAUUUUUUUUUUUUAAAUUCCCAUUACCCCUCAUUUGCUUUACUCUGCUUUCGUGUCUGGAAAUGUUGAAUAAUUAAAAAAAAACAUUUUGUGGGUGUUUUAAAUGCAUGGCUGUAAAUACUUAUGCCAUGUACUUGUUUUCUGCAUUUACUGUCAUUACUUCACCUAAAUAGUGUAGCAUCUUCAGUGUGACUGAGUAAUGUAAAUAGCUGAUGCUAUUCAGCCCGUUAUGCCAUUUCAAACAGUGUUAAAAGAAUUCACCUAAAAAAAUAAAAUUCUGGAAAA
Molecule: messenger RNA, 2486 nt
Organism: Sinocyclocheilus rhinocerous
Lineage: Eukaryota; Metazoa; Chordata; Actinopteri; Cypriniformes; Cyprinidae
Product: RNA-binding protein EWS-like
Exons: 16
Coding region: 46-1932 (628 amino acids)
Biological process (GO): regulation of DNA-templated transcription
Molecular function (GO): RNA binding
Source: RefSeq, a predicted model, not a curated record